CCAUGAAGAUGGCUUUUCUGGAGAAGACGUGAAGCAGUACAAGCCUGUGAUCUAUAGCAACACUAUCCAAUCCUUGGCAGCUAUUGUCCGUGCCAUGGACACACUGGGCGUAGAAUACGGGGAUAAGGAAAGACGGGCUGAUGCCAAGAUGGUCUGUGAUGUCGUGAGUCGGAUGGAAGACACGGAGCCCUUCUCUCCAGAGCUGCUUUCGGCGAUGAUCAGGCUUUGGUCCGACAGUGGCCUCCAAGAGUGUUUCAACCGGUCCCGAGAAUAUCAGCUCAAUGACUCUGCUCAAUACUAUCUAGACUGCUUAGAUCGAAUUGGAGCUGCCGACUAUCAGCCCACAGAGCAAGACAUCCUGCGAACCAGGGUCAAAACAACCGGCAUUGUAGAAACCCAUUUCACAUUCAAAAACCUCCAUUUCAGGCUGUUUGAUGUUGGGGGUCAGAGAUCGGAGCGUAAGAAGUGGAUCCACUGUUUUGAGGAUGUCACGGCAAUCAUCUUCUGUGUUGCGCUGAGUGGGUAUGACCAGGUACUUCAUGAAGAUGAAACAACGAAUCGCAUGCAUGAAUCGCUGAAGCUGUUUGAUAGUAUCUGUAACAAUAAAUGGUUCACAGAUACCUCCAUCAUUCUCUUCCUCAAUAAGAAGGACAUUUUUGAAGAGAAGAUUAAGAAAUCCCCGUUAAUUAUCUGCUUUCCAGAUUAUGCAGGAACCAGCAACUUCCUGGAUGCAGUGACUUACAUUCAAGUGCAGUACGAGAGCAAGAAUAAGUCAUCCAACAAAGAGAUAUACACUCACAUCACCUGUGCCACGGACACCAACAACAUCCAGUUUGUCUUUGAUGCUGUAACUGAUGUCAUAAUUGCCAAUAACUUGCGUGGAUGUGGACUGUAUUAAAACCCCUUCCUCCCCCUGCGUCCUGUAGAAGAAUCUCAAUUCAUUGCAUUGUUUGGUUCGGUCUCCUUACUCUUCGUAUGUAGCACUAAGACCCAUCGGUUUGUUUCAGAUGUAGAGGUUGGGGAGCAUGGGUUACGCACUCCACUUUGAUCUGUUAUGGUGGGAAAAGAGAUCUUGAAAACUGCUGUCUGUGCCUCAAUUCACAGGGCUUUUUGUUCACCGCAUACACACGAAAAGGAUAAAGAGUUAAUAAUCAGCUCUGGAAAUGCCCUGAAGGGAAUUUCAUAAAAAUUGCUGAUUUCUCAAAUCUUGUUCAAACUUUCCACUCUCAUUUCCAUUUUCCCACAUCUGUUCUUCUGCCUUUCAAUGCUCUGAUUUCUUUUCUUUUUUUCACAAAAAGCUUAAGACCAUAAAAAAUACAUGCGCUAUUAAUCUUUUGGCUGAUUUUUUUUUUACUGUUUUGCCCGCCUACCUCUUCUCCUCCAAUCUCCACCCAACCUGGAGUUUCGUGUCUUCAAAUUUUACUUUUUUUUUCCCAUUCUGAAAUACAUCUGAAAUACCAGAUGAAUUUCCAGAGCAAGAA
Molecule: messenger RNA, 1481 nt
Organism: Thamnophis sirtalis
Lineage: Eukaryota; Metazoa; Chordata; Lepidosauria; Squamata; Natricidae
Source: RefSeq, a predicted model, not a curated record